AUGCAAUUUAAUUUAAGAUUAUUCGCACAAGGCAAAAGUGUCACAAUUCCUACUUCAAAACCAACUUCACCUGUAUAUUCAGUGGAAUCUGAAUAUUUCCCAGAACAUUCGCAAUCUCCCGAACAAUCUCACACUACUGUACGGUCGCACUCACUCGAACAUUCUCAAAAUAUACCGCCACCACCUGGAUCUUCAUCAACUUCUACUAAUCCGCCUCCACCUCCGCCUCCACCUACUUCAAGUUCAUCUAACCCACCUCCACAAACUCGCCCUGAAGAUGCUGAUCAUCGAUACCCACCACCACAAUCUUCAUAA
Molecule: messenger RNA, 315 nt
Organism: Racocetra fulgida
Lineage: Eukaryota; Fungi; Glomeromycota; Glomeromycetes; Diversisporales; Gigasporaceae
Source: the annotation of a GenBank genome assembly